Patella vulgata (common limpet) is the source of this 1798-nucleotide messenger RNA. RefSeq names its product inactive pancreatic lipase-related protein 1. Gene Ontology annotation, biological process: lipid metabolic process. Gene Ontology annotation, molecular function: triacylglycerol lipase activity; protein binding. The coding region runs from base 1 to 1407 and encodes 468 amino acids. The transcript is spliced from 9 exons. The record is from RefSeq and is a predicted model, not a curated record. Lineage: Eukaryota; Metazoa; Mollusca; Gastropoda; Patellidae.
AUGUCAGCCUUUAUUUUAACUCCAAAGAAGACUGAAGUAUGUUACGGCGACCUAGGCUGUUUCAAUGAUCUACCGCCAUUUCAAGGUGGAACUCAACGACCUAUUGGUUACCUACCCAAAAGUCCCACAGAAAUUAAUACAAAAUUUCUUUUACGUACUAGAGCCAAGCCUACAUCUGACGUCCAAGACAUCAUCUCUGAUAAGGCUUCUGUCCUGAGUUCCAGCUACGAUGGCAAGAAAAAGACCAAAAUUGUCGUCCACGGAUUCACACAUAACGGCCAUCGCCAAUGGUUACAAAACAUUGCAGCAGAAUUUUUGAAAAAUGAAGAUAUGAAUGUUAUUAUUGUUGACUGGCAACAAGGUGCGGCCAUACCAUACGACCAGGCUACAGCUAAUACCAGAGUUGUCGGAGCACAGGUAGCUCAACUUAUACACGUGAUGAUGAACGCAACGGGGGCAACACCAGAUAAAUUCCACGUCCUUGGUCAUAGUUUGGGUGCCCAUAUUGGGGGUUAUGUUGGUGAACGUGUGAACAAACUUGGACGAAUCACAGGUAUUGAUCCUGCUGGACCAUACUUUGAAGGAACACCUCCAAUAGUUCGUCUUGAUCCAUCUGAUGCCGAGUUUGUGGAUUGUAUACAUACCGAUGGUUCCGGUGUGUUGUCUAUUGGUAUGGGUACCAAACAGGCCAUGGGUGACGUAGACUUCUAUCCCAAUGGAGGAGAGAAUCAACCCGGAUGCGAUACUAGCGUAUUGGGGAAGCUGGCGCAUACUGUCUGGAAUGCGGCAACGUUAGGAUUAUAUGGUGCCGAAGCCGCUGUAUCUUGUAGCCAUGAACGUUCGUACUACUUAUUUACAGAAACUAUCAACUCACCCUGCCCAUUUAAAGCCUUUCCUUGUGCUAGUCAAAAAGAUUUUGAUGCUGGCAAGUGUCUACAUUGUCAUGGUAACGGCUGUUCUAAUAUGGGUUACCAUGCCGACAAAACAGCCGGAAGGGGUUCAUUGUAUUUAGAAACAGAAUCAGCAUCAACUUUUUGUGAUUACCACUAUCAACUUAAUAUAUCAUCUGAGAGCGCCAUGGAUGGACUUGUUAAAGCUAAAUUACAUGGAACCAAAAGCGAUACUAACAUGCUACCCCUGAACAAGAAAUCAGAAAUAUACAAUAGUGGCAACGUGAUGAGUCAUUUAAUAAAGACAAGAGCUGAUAUUGGUACCAUCACUGGUGUAACAUUGGAGUAUGAUAAAACGGCUAGUAUAUUAACUAACUGGUUAUACCCGGAUGACUGGAAGUUAAUGGGCGUGUCUGUUUUCAGUGGAAAAGAUGAAACAUCAACCAGUUUCUGUGCGUAUGGAAAAUCACUGAAGUCACAUUCACAGUCAGAUUUCAAGGUGACUGGACACUGUUAAUUAUGAAUGAGUAGUAGAAUUGUCUGUUUCAAUUUACGUAUUAUUGGUAGUAAUUGUAUAAAAUGAAAGUAGAAUUGUUUGUUUCUCUUUACGUAAUACUGGUAUUAAUAUAUGAUUAAAACCUUCCAACAAUACGUAUUGCUUUCUAUAUCUAUUUAAUAUAAACCCACGAUAUAAUUCAAUGUCACAGGUACGGAAACAAUCACACGCAUAUCCCACCAAUGGCAAUAGCCUGAUAAUGUUUACCGAAUGCUUCACACAUGCCUUCUCCCAUAGCUCGAUUUAGUUCACGAUUUCGUCUCAUAUUAGCAUUUUGAUAAGCUCCGCUAUUCUGCCGGCUUGUUAGAUAGUCAAAUGCGGUCAUUUUGUUGUAAAAUGGCGACCCAGGAAA